UACAACACAGCCAGAUCUGAGGACAUGCUUCAGUAACUCCUGCUGCAUAGGUUUUAGGUGAGAGCACACAGAGGCAGACUGAAUUAACAUCAAAGGGAUAGAAGAGAACAACAACAGCUAAAAAGUGGACAGGAGGUAGGAACAAGUAUAUGCAAUUGUAUUUUUUUUUUCUAAAGAGAGGAGAGAAGAAAGUCUGGCAGUGCAGAGGUGAGGCAAAGCGAGAAGCUGCCAGGAGUGGGACUACCCAGCUGUGGGAGGUUCUUCCAGAGAGGGUGCAUAGAUCUUUUGGCCUCCACUGGGAGUCAGAGCCCCAGGAUCUAGAAACAUGGAGCCCUCUAUGUCAACUGACGUCGAGGGAGAGCACAAAGAGAGGAAAAAGAUCCAGUUUGCUGUGCCGGCCUCGGCUCCCACCAACCUGGACCCUCGGCAAGUGGAGAUGAUCAGACGCAGGAGGCCCACUCCUGCCACGCUUUUCAGAGUAGCCGACCAAUCUCCUGAGGAUGAUCAGUCCACUCAUCAGGUAAAGUGGGUUGUGGGGGAGAAUGGCGUGCUUAAACCAAAACGUGUGAAUCCGAAUGUGUAUCAACCUCCAUCGCUCAAAGCUGUGCAGAAGAUGGCAGAAGCCCAAAUGCAGAAACUAGGUGUCUAUCCUUUGGAAGACCCUUGUGAAGGGGAAGAGGAUGAGGACCACUGGGAGGGAGAGGAGGGAGACGAGGCAUCUCCCGCCAAAGCUAAUGAUCAUCAAGAGACAGCGACCACUGAAAAGUUUUCUAGUGUGAAAGAGACAACCAAGGAGAAAGAGACAGCACAUGAGGAAGAUGAAGAGGUGGAGGAGGAGGAGGAAGAAGAAAAGCAGGACAAGAUUGAGAACAGUCGGGCAUGUAACUGAGGGGAGAUUGGAGAACAUAUUUUGGAGGGACUAUUAAGGAAGAGAGUUGGUGUUGUCAAACUGUUUAUAAUAUGGGGAACUUGUAGAAAUGAAGAAAUUGUUAAAUUUGUGGAGUUUCACUUGUUGGUGAGAUGUGUGAAUGAUAGAAAAUUCCAUGUGCGCGUGAGUAAACAAAGCUUUUUGUACUACGUACCCUCUAAAGGGUCACCUGGAUAUAAAGUGAAAAAUCUUAUGAACAGUUGAUGAAUGAUCCACUGACAGAGCAUUGCACAAUUUGGCCCUACUGACCUGUUUUUAUAAUGAAAGUUGAAGGACCAAGGUCAGUGUGACCAAAACCUCUGCAAGGUUAAGUCCUCCCAUCACUGUUAAUGCUUCAGCUCAGAGCUAAACAUUAUUUUAAGAGGCUAAAAGGUUGAACAGAUAAUACAAUUUAUUGGGUAUAAUUUAAGACUCAAGGUAGCUCUUUUAUGACUCUCUGUGAAAACACUUGGAGGUCUUUAAAAAUGUGUAGGAUGUAUUCUGUUUCAUUUUGAAAUCAAGACCUACAUUGUUUGAAUCAGCCCUUUGUGUGUGCUGCCAUCUUGUGGUGAAAAAAAAGCUUGACAGGGUUGUAAAGUCCAACUUGCAGCUUCUUUUUUUCUAAUUGAGUUAUAACCAAUGAUGUAUUGAUCUCACCUCUUACCUUUAACUUUAGACCUUUUUUCGCUACAUGUUCUCAGCUUUAGCCUUUAAAUUAACCAACAAUCUGUAAUUUAUACUCUAUGAGGACUUUAUCAAGAUUAUAACGAGUCCAGAUUUAGUAAAAGCUUUUUGCUUUUAUUAUUUUGAAGGUAAAUUCUUUAUUUUUAAAUGAACUAAAUCAUUCUCAAAAAUCUAAAGCAUGCUUUAAUCUAAAAGUUAUGGGUUCAGUGAUUAUAUGUGUUUUGUUUUACUAAUUUCUUUAACUUUGUAAGAUUUGAAAUUUAAAAUUAAAGGCCAAUUCUACCUCUAAUUGAAAAACACAUGAAAAAAGAAACAUCUACUGCCUCCAUAUUUUAGUUGGAGUAAUAAUUUACUGGAAAAAAGUUAGAUUCCUUGUUGUUUAUUGGAAUAAAAUUAAGAUAUCACACAGGUUUUUGUGUAUUAACUCUUUUAUAAUUAUUUCUUUUGGAUUGCUAACAUAAUUUUAUGCUGUAAGAGCUAUUUUUCUAGUCUCAAGUUUAGUUUAUGAGCUCAGCUGCUUGUUUUCAAGCAUGUGACAUGCAGCACCAGGCACCUUAAACUAGAUGUUGUGCUAUUUUUUGUAAAUCAGUCACAUGAGCUCUGUUCACAAAUGUUAUAUUGUUAUUUUAUAGUUGAUAAAAACAUAUUUUACUGAACAAAAUGUAAAAUAAUUAAAGUUACAAUCAGUCUAAUUCAAAUUCUAAUAAUUUACUGGUGGCAGUAAUGCAUGGGAAGAUUUCCAGAUGCAACACAGGGUGAUUGCAUUGUAUGUUCCAUCUGGGCUGCUGUUUGUUCAUAAGACUCGUAAGAAUAUUUUUUUUAAACCUCUAACCAAACUGACUGGAUGAGCAGUAGGUUGUAUGUUCAGUCAACCAUUCGCUCUCUGUCACCCUCCUACCUUUCUUGGUCCAGUUCAGAAGAAAAGACAGAAGAAAAAUCUUGUUUGAACAUAUUUUUGCUUAUUUUGUCCUUGUUUCUCUUUUGUUUUCCACUCUUUUGUUUCAUAAUGUGACGUGGUUAUCUUAAAGUGAGCACUCUAUGAUAUCAAAAUAAAGGUUUUUUUCUUCUACUUUA
Messenger RNA from Girardinichthys multiradiatus, 2665 nucleotides. Its product is annotated as protein phosphatase 1 regulatory subunit 1B-like. The coding region runs from base 326 to 889 and encodes 187 amino acids. Gene Ontology annotation, cellular component: cytoplasm. Gene Ontology annotation, molecular function: protein phosphatase inhibitor activity. The record is from RefSeq and is a predicted model, not a curated record. Lineage: Eukaryota; Metazoa; Chordata; Actinopteri; Cyprinodontiformes; Goodeidae. Gene Ontology annotation, biological process: intracellular signal transduction. The transcript has 5 exons.